Triticum turgidum subsp. durum (durum wheat) is the source of this 1392-nucleotide messenger RNA. Lineage: Eukaryota; Viridiplantae; Streptophyta; Magnoliopsida; Poales; Poaceae. The record is from the annotation of a GenBank genome assembly.
AUGGAGAAAGCUUCUGUUUCGGAUGAUUCUCCAGAUUCGAGCACCGAUUGUGAUUGGUCCCAGCUUCAGGCUGACCUGCUCCUCCAGAUCUUUGGCACUCUCGAGAUCCCUGAUCUCUUCAGCUCAGGUGCGGUCUGUCGAUCAUGGCACCUCAUUUAUCUGGAGGCCCGCCGUCUCCAGCGGUGCUCGCCGAACCAGAGCCCCUGCCUUGUUUACUCGUCCGGCGACCGUGACGCUAACAUGGUCACCCUGCAUAACAUGUCCACCAACAAGCUUUACCACGUCACUCUAUCGGAGCCUGCCUUCCGCACACUCCACGUCAUGGGAUCCUCCUACGGCUGGCUCAUCACCGCCGAUGAGCGGUCGAAUCUCAUACUAGUCAACCCUGUAACCAGAGCUCAGAUAGCUAUGCCUCCCCCUGAAACCAUGAACAAUGUUAGACUGCGGUACACUGAAGACGGUGUGCUAGACGGAUAUGAUGUUCUUUACAUGGAUCUGUUCUCUCGGGAUUUUGACACUGAAAUGGACCCGUACCAUCUUACACUUGAAGAAGCCCGCUUCUACCUCUAUGCGAGGGUCGCUCUUUCUUGUGAUCCCUCCCACGGAAACUGCACAGUUCUCGUAGUACAAUUGCCAAAGGAUCAACUCUCUUAUACUAGGGUUGGGGACACCAAAUGGACUUGGAUUGAUGCAAAUCCAAAUUGUUGGGCUUAUCAAGAUAUACUUUAUAACAACAAUGAUGGUUUGUUUUAUGGUGUUCGUGGUAGGGGUGAGGUUGAUUCUAUUGAUCUUAAUGAACCUUCCGCUGAAGUGAAAGUUAUUUUGAAGCCGAUCAUAUCCUAUCAAGCGCAUAGUAGAUAUAUUGUUCAAGCCCCAUGGGGAGAUUUUUUCCAGAUAUGGAGGCAUGAUAAAUAUAAUAAGGAGAAUGGAAUAACAGAGCGGGUUGCAGACAAGUUUUAUGUGUACAAGAUUGAUUUUGCUAAACAAAAGCUCGUUGAAACAAAUAACAUCCAAGAUCUCGCAAUUUUCAUUGGUUACAACAGCUCAUUUAUGCUUCCAGUGAAAGACUUUUCUACGUUGAUUCCCAACAGCAUCUACCACACGGAUGACUUGCUGGAUUAUAUCUUCUGUCAAAGAUCUAGUCUUAGGCAGGCUGUUGUCUUUAAUAUGAAAGAUAGCAGUUUCAUUGAGUUAUCGCCCCCUAGUUCAGAUUCAAGAUUGAACUGGCCACCCUCGGUUUGGAUUCAACCAUCACUUACUCGAGGCACCAGAGCAUUCACAUCUGAAGGUUCACAUCUUGGAAAACAAACUUAUCUUGAGAAGCUGCCUCCCUUGGUCAUCACAACAGUUCAAAUAACAAGAUUAGGGCCUCUGCUACGUCUAUUGUUUUAG